AUGAACAGCCGGUGCAGAGGCUUUGCGGCAAGCGCUACUAGAGCCCUGGGCGUCCUGGUGUUGCUGCAGCUUUUCUGUCCAGCGCAUUGCUCACGACAACAACUCCAGACCUGGCCCUCGGACCAGGAUCAGUCGAUAGAGGCGAAAGUUGCCCGGCUGGCCAUCAGCCACGGCACCGAGCUGAAUGGCUUCCAGAUUGGGCAGGAGUGCCCCACCUGCCUGCGCGGCGUGAUUGCCACCAGGGACAUUGCGGAAGGCGAGACCAUCCUGUCGGUGCCUCUGUCCCUGGCGGUGCGCUUCAGGGACGAAAAUCCGUCGGUCCCGGCGCAGCAUGCCUACGACUUGCUGGACCGCAUGCACAACGACCCCUCCUUCAACGCCUCCUGGGCCCUCUUCUGGGAGUCGCACCCUGGCCCCGACGAGGUGUUCACUCCAGAGAUAUAUACAGAUGAGCAGCUGGAGAUGCUGCAGACGCCAGAGCUGGAGGAUCUGGCCCGGUAUCAGCGCGACCAGGCCGAGGGGGUGUAUGCCGGGGGGCACGAGGAGCUGCCGCCCUUCAACCAGACGGUGCCAGACGACAAGGUCGGCCUGCAAACCUUCAAGUACGUGGCGUCACUGCUCUGUAGCCGCAUGUUUGGUCUGCCACGCGACGGCAACGACGAGCCGCUCAUCGCCCACCUUUUGCCCGUGGCCGACUUUUUCAACCACAACGACGACCCCAGCGCCUGGCGCACAAGCAACGACACGUGGAUGACGGUGCAUGCCAUCAAGCCCAUCAAGGCGGGCGAGGCCAUCACCUUCAACUACUUCUCAGACGUCAUCCACCGCCCAGACAUGUCCCUCUUCUUCUUCGGCUUUGUGGAGCCCAAGGAGCCGCCGCUGAUGGCGUCUGUGGACCUGCCCACAUUCGAUGAGGACAAGGCCUACGCCGAGACGCCCCCCGACGACUCGAUGUAUGACGACCCCAGCAGCAAGUAUGUGACGCAGGAGGAGUAUGAGCGGUUACAGAAGCGGCUGGCGGCGGCAGCCACCACCCUGGAGCAGGACAAGGCGCUGCUGGGUAGCGGCAUGGUCACAGGCGAGCUGAGGCUGCCCACCCGCCUUCACUUCUUCUCCCGUCUCUGCCCGCUUGGCAUACCAGCAGCCCAUGACUAUCAGGAGCGAGGCAAUGUUCACGCAGUGGUAAGAGAACACAGGGCGAUGGGCAGCGGUACCCUCCGUGCAGCAGUCAGCCUGCUGCUGCUGGUCACACUGGCAGCGGCCUGGCCUUCCAAGGAUGACACUUCCGUUGAAGGAAGGCUGGCGCUAUGGCUGCUGAGCAAGGGCGCCAAGCUGACCGGCUUCAAAAUCGGGCAGGAGUGUCCCACCUGCCUGCGCGGCGUGAUCGCCACCAAAAACUUCGCUCCCAACGAGGUGAUAAUGAAAAUCCCAUUCAAAUCGAUGAUCCGGUUCAACCAGUCCUCGGCGUAUCCCGCUGAGCUGGCGCACGACAUGCUGGACCGCAUGCACAACGAUCCCUCCUUCAACGACACCUUCUCCCUCUUCUGGCAGGCACACCCCGGCCCCGACGAGGUGUUCACUCCGGAGCUGUACACAGAUGAGCAGCUGGAGAUGCUGCAGACGCCCGAGCUGGAGGAGCUGGCGCGCCGGCAGCGGGACGUGACGGAGCAGGUGUUCCUGGGCACCUACGCAUCCGACCCGCCCGCCCCUCCCAUGGCACAGGUCGCCCCCGCCGUCACGCUGGACACCUUCAAGCACGUGGCAAGCCUGAUCAACAGCCGCAGCUUUGGCUUCUACUGCGACGAGCAGGAGCAGGCGAUGUGCACCCACCUGGUGCCGCUGCUGGACCUGGUGAACCAUGAUGAGGAGGCGAAUGCGGAGCGCACCGGGGACGGGCAGGUGGUCACGCUGUCGGCCUCCAGGCACAUCAAGAAGGGGCAGGAGAUCCGCCACAACUACUUCUGGCGCGUCAUCCACCGCCCCGACAUGUCGCUCCUGUACUUUGGGUUUGUGGCGGACCGCGAGGCGCCGCUGCUGGCGUCGGUGGACCUGCCGGGGUACAGCGAGGCCGACCCCUUCUCCGAGACCGCGCCAGAUGACUCCGACUACGACGACCCAAAAGGCAAGUACGUGACGCGGAAGGAGCACAAGCGCCUGGCGGCGCGGCUGGCGGCGGCGGCCACCACCCUGGAGCAGGACGAGGCGCUGCUGGGCAGCGGCGCUGUCACAGGCGAGAGGAGGCGGCUGAACGGCGUCGCCGUGGGGCAGGAGUGCCCCACCUGCAUGCGCGGCGUGCUGGCCACGAAGUCGUUUGAAGACGAUGAUGUCAUCAUGAAGCUUCCCUACUCAGUGAUGAUCGCGUUCAAGGAAGGCUUUGGCUACUCGGCUGAGCUGGCGAGGGAUUGGCUGGACCGCAUGCACAACGAGCCAGGGUUCAACGAGACGUGGCGGCUCUACUGGGAAGGCCUGCCGACUCCCGGGCAUGUGUUCACUCCAGAGGUGCGAGAGCUGCAGCUGUACACAGACCAGCACCUCGACAUGCUGCACACGCCCGAGCUGGAAGAUCUGAUCAGCAGGCACCGCCAGGUGACUGAGGAGGUCUACAGCGGCGCAUGCGAGGGGAGGGCGCCCGCCCCUCCCAUGGCACAGCUCGCCCCGGCAGUCAGCCUGGAUACCUUCAAGCACGUCGCCGGCCUGAUCCACAGCCGGUCGUUUGGGCUGCCCCGGGGCACCAACGGGUCCAGCGUGGGGCACAUGAUCCCGCUGCUGGAUCUGAUCAACCACUCGGAUGAGCCCAACUCCUGGUGGCACACAGAUACUGUUGAGACGGCACAGAACUGGGGGACAGCUGCCAUUCACUGGAGGCGCCGCCUGCCCGCGACCGAGGGGGCAGCUGCUACUAUCAGCAGGCCUGAGCAGGCCUCCUAA
Messenger RNA from Chlorella variabilis, 2928 nucleotides. RefSeq lists its product as hypothetical. The transcript has 24 exons. The coding region runs from base 1 to 2928 and encodes 975 amino acids. Lineage: Eukaryota; Viridiplantae; Chlorophyta; Trebouxiophyceae; Chlorellales; Chlorellaceae. Gene Ontology annotation, molecular function: protein binding. The record is from RefSeq and is a predicted model, not a curated record.